Cuscuta campestris is the source of this 2873-nucleotide messenger RNA. NCBI's taxonomy places the organism in Eukaryota, Viridiplantae, Streptophyta, Magnoliopsida, Solanales, Convolvulaceae. The record is from the annotation of a GenBank genome assembly.
CACAUUAAAAAGUUAAAUUCAUUUGAUAGCUAUGUCAACUCAGAGCAUAUAUAAACUCAUUAUUUUCAUCUUCAAUUUUUGAGAAAAAAGAAGAAGAAGAAGAAGAAUUAUAUUCGAUGUUGGGCGUACCCAGUUAUUAUUGCGUUGUCUUGGUGGUGGGGCUGCUAUGGAUGUUGGGUUCGAGCACGGUGGUGGUCGGAGGCGGCGCCGGCAAAAGCGUGACAUACGAUCAGAGAUCGCUGAUCAUCGGCGGGAGCAGAGAGAUCUUCUUUUCCGGGUCGAUCCAUUAUCCCCGUCUGCCGCCGGAGAUGUGGCCGGACGUCAUUGAAAAGGCUAAAGACGGGGGUUUGAACCUCAUACAGACAUAUGUCUUCUGGAACAUUCAUGAACCUGUUCAAGGCCAAUUCAACUUUGAAGGAAACAAUGACGUGGUGAAAUUCAUUAAGAUGAUUGGGGACAUGGGCUUGUACGUCACCCUCCGGAUUGGACCCUACCUCGAGGCUGAAUGGAAUAUGGGAGGAUUCCCAUACUGGUUGCGAGAGGUGCCCAACAUCACCUUCCGUUCCUACAACGAGCCAUUUAUGUUUCACAUGAAGAGGUACUCGGAAAUGGUGGUGAACAUGAUGAAAAAGGAAAACUUAUUUGCACCCCAAGGAGGGCCCAUCAUUCUGGCCCAGAUUGAAAACGAGUACAGCAAUGUCCAGCUUGCUUACAGAGAUAACGGAAAGAAAUACAUUAACUGGGCUGCAGAUAUGGCCGUCUCUCUAUACAAGGACAUUCCCUGGAUCAUGUGCAAACAAAAGCAAGCCCCUUCCGCCGUGAUCAACACAUGUAACGGAAGACAUUGUGCUGAUACAUUCCAAGGCCCAAACGGUCCAAACAAGCCAUCUUUGUGGACGGAAAACUGGACGGCGCAGUACAGGACUUUUGGAGACCCUCCCUCCCAAAGGUCUGCCGAGGAUAUCGCCUUCUCCGUGGCUCGCUUCUUUGCCAAGAAUGGGACUCUGGUCAACUACUACAUGUACUAUGGUGGAACGAACUUUGGGAGGACGUCUUCUUCAUUCGUUUCGACACGAUACUACGACGAAGGCCCCCUUGACGAAUACGGGCUGUUCAGGGAGCCCAAGUGGAGUCACCUGAGGGACGUGCACAGGGCUUUGAGGUUGGGGAAGAAGGCUCUCCUGUGGGGGACUCCGUCCGUGCAAAAGGUGAGCACGGACCUGGAGAUCACAGUGUACGAGAACACCAACCUCAAGGUCUGUGUCGCGUUCUUGACCAACAACCACACCAUAAAGCCCAACACCAUCACUUUCAGGGGGAAGGACUACUACCUCCCACCCAAGUCCGUCAGCAUUCUGCCGGACUGCAAGACUGUCGUUUUCAACACCGAGUCUGUGGUUUCGCAGCACAACGCCAGAAACUUCCACCCUUCGAAGAUCGCAAGUAACCUGAAGUGGGAGAUGUACAAGGAGAACAUCCCCACCGUCGAUAACUUGUCUAUAAAGAGCAAGACUCCCCUAGAGCUCUACACGCUCACGAAAGACACAACUGAUUAUGCAUGGUACAGCACCAGAAUCGAAUUCGAUCGGCGUGACUUGCCGAUGAGGUCCGACAUCCUUCCGGUCCUCCAGGUUGCCAGCCUCGGCCACGCUUUGCUUGCUUUUGUUAAUGGCGAAUACGUAGGAUUCAAGCACGGGAAUAACAUAGAGAAGAGCUUCGUGUUUAGAAAGCCAGUCCACUUGAAGCCAGGAAGCAAUGACAUAACACUCCUGGGCAUCCUUGUUGGCUUCCCUAAUAGUGGCGCCUACAUGGAGAAGAGGUUUGCUGGACCAAGAGCUGUCACCCUCCAGGGUUUGAUGUCUGGAACCCUCGAUAUUUCAAUGAACAGCUGGGCCCACUCGGUUGGUGUUGCCGGAGAGAAGCUGCAAAUCUUCACAGAAGAAGGCGCCGAAAAAGUCAGGUGGUCUCCUCUCUCUAAUGAGCAUGGGCCCAUGACUUGGUACAAGACAUACUUUGAUGCUCCGGAGGGGAAAAAACCAGUGGCAAUACGAAUGAGCAAAAUGUCAAAAGGUAUGGUGUGGGUCAACGGCAGAAGCAUUGGUCGAUACUGGGUUUCUUUCUUGUCCCCUCUCCAACAGCCCACUCAAUCCGAGUAUCACAUUCCGAGAGCGUUUUUGAAGCCAAAGAACAACUUGAUGGUGGUGCUGGAGGAGACGGGCGGAGACCCGGAGAGCAUAGAGGUGGUGACCGUGAACAGGGACACCAUAUGCAGCUACGUGUCUGACUACUUCCCGCCGCACGUCAAGUCGUGGGAGAGGAAGGGGGACGAGUUCCGGCAGAUCUCCGACGACGAGUUGAGGCCCGGAGCCCGGCUCACCUGCCCGGACGGCAAGAUCAUCAAGAAGAUCGAGUUCGCCAGCUACGGGGAACCCCUCGGCGCGUGCGGCAACUUCGCCGCCGGGAACUGCUCCGCCCCCAACAGCGUCAAGGUGGUGGAGAAGGCGUGCUUGGGGAAGAACCACUGCAGAGUUCCGGUGGAGAAGAGCCUGUUCGAGGAGGAGUCCACGUGUUCGCUCAGUUUCAAGACUUUGGCCGUCCAGGCGAGAUGCAGUCGGCAGGGAAAGGAUGACUAGGAUAACACAUGCCACGUCACGUCUUAAUUCAUUAUUUUUCCAUGUACGGAUUUUUAUUUUUUAUUUUUUUAAAAAAUAUAUCUCAUGUAGGUAGGUGUUUGAAAUAAAAAAAAUACAGAAUAUACUCCAAAUUUCGAUCAUAGUUAGGGAGAGAGGGUAUAGUAGCUGAUUUUUUAAAAGUUCUUUUGGAUACUAAUUAAUUUAUGUAUUGAACCGUGGCAAUAAUAUAUUGGAAUUAUG